AUGUAUAUACACCUCAGGGAUAAGUACUCUGGCAUCAGUAGUGCAAGGGUGAAAGAAACCUUGGACCGCUCAAGGAGGUACCAGCUCCACAAGGCCUCAUUCUGCAACAAGCCUGCACCUAAACCUAUCAUUGCCAAAGCUGUUCAGGAUCGUCACCAGGUGGACCUUGUUGACAUGGGCGAAUGGAGGGUUAAGUGUGCCCUGGAAUCUAAAGUGAUUGAAGAUAUUAAAAAGGCCCUGGAAAAAAAUGACACGGACUCGGCUGCAUUAAUAACCCAAAAAUAUUUAGGAGAUAUAAAUAAUAUUUCACUGAACAUUGCUGUCACAGGAGAAAGUGGAGUUGGAAAGUCCACCUUUGUUAAUGCCUUCAGGGGGAUAGACAACAGAGAUGAGGGAGCGGCCCCUACAGGUGUUGUGGAAACGACCAUGAAGCCUGAGCCUUACCCACAUCCAAGACACCCCAAUGUUACAUUAUGGGAUCUCCCGGGAGUUGGAACCACCAAAUUCCCAGCUGAUCAGUACCUGAAGUACGUUGAGUUUGAAAAGUUUGAUUUUUUCAUCAUCGUAUCAGCUGAUCGCCUCAGUGAGAAUGAUGCCAAGCUGGCUCAGGAGAUCAAGAAAAUUGGCAGGAAGUUCUACUUUGUUCGCUCUAAGAUUGACAACAAUCUAAGUGAUGCAAAAAGGAGCCAGAGGGAGUACGAUGAAGAAAAGACACUUCAGGAAAUCAGGGAAAACUGCAUUCAAGGACUUGAAAAACAGGGUGUUGCGUCUCCUCAGGUCUUCCUGGUGUCUAGUUUUCAUCUCCAUUUGUACGACUUCCCCGCCCUCCAGGACACCAUGGAGAGAGAGCUUCCCUCACACAAGAGAGACUUUCUGAUCUUAGUCCUUCCCAACAUCUGCAAAAGCACAAUUUACAAGAAGAAAGAGGUUUUCCGUUCACGAAUAAAGUACUAUGCUAUUUUGUCUGCAUUUGUAGCAGCUGUACCUAUCCCAGGGCUUUCCAUUGCUGCAGAUUCAAGCAUUGUGGCUAAAGUUCUACAGGACUAUUUGAAUGGGUUGGGUCUAGAUGAAAAAUCGUUGGAGAAAGUUUCCAAUGCUACAAAAAGGUCUUUGUCGGAUGUAAGGGCAGGGAUGAAAUGUCUUUGUUCUGGACAGAAUGUAACUAAGGAGCAUGUUAAUUCAAUGCUUAAGCAUUCUGUAUAUCCCACUGUGUUGGUAGCAGCAGAGGAAGGUUCCAGAAUGUUACCUGUACUGAAAAUCCCGAUAGCGGCUCUGCUUUCUUUCACUUCCAUUUACAGGGUUUUGACUUCUACUCUUGAAAGCCUAUCUGUUGACGCAGAAAAUGUUCUGAUGGAGGCAUUGGACAUUAAGUAAUGUCAGGUAAUGGUCAUGCCUUUAGCGAUCAGGACCAAUGAACAAUUCAGCUGAACAAUGAAGGUUUAAAAUAUGCAAAUGGUGGAAAAAGUUAUUAAAUAAAAGGAUA
This is a messenger RNA of Gadus morhua (Atlantic cod), 1483 nucleotides long. Its product is annotated as interferon-inducible GTPase 5-like. NCBI's taxonomy places the organism in Eukaryota, Metazoa, Chordata, Actinopteri, Gadiformes, Gadidae. Gene Ontology annotation, molecular function: GTP binding. The transcript has 3 exons. Gene Ontology annotation, cellular component: membrane. The record is from RefSeq and is a predicted model, not a curated record. The coding region runs from base 1 to 1374 and encodes 457 amino acids.